Molecule: messenger RNA, 9169 nt
Organism: Dermacentor silvarum
Lineage: Eukaryota; Metazoa; Arthropoda; Arachnida; Ixodida; Ixodidae
Product: carboxypeptidase D-like
Exons: 27
Coding region: 19-4962 (1647 amino acids)
Biological process (GO): proteolysis
Molecular function (GO): zinc ion binding; metallocarboxypeptidase activity
Source: RefSeq, a predicted model, not a curated record
CUUUAACUGACGACAAACAUGGCGCCGAGCCGUGCUCCCGAUGUGUAUGGUCGCGCUCGGUGUUUAAUGUGUCCACUUGUGAUCGCGCUAGUUUCGCUCCUUCAUUCGAGUGCAGUGAGUGGGAGUGACGCAUCUUUCCCCGUGGCCAAGUAUUUGGACUACAAUGCGACCACAACUUUCUUGCACGAACUCGCCAGCAAGCAUCGGUCGCUAGCGUCUGUUUACAGCAUCGGCAAGAGUGUGAAGGGGCGCGAGCUAUGGGCGCUGAAAAUCACCACCGAUGUCCACGUACGGAGCAUCGGCAAGCCUCUGUUCAGGUACACGGCCAACAUCCAUGGCAACGAGGCACUGGGGCGCCAGCUGCUCUUGUAUCUUGUGGAAUACAUGUUGGAAAACUAUGGCACCGACAGCCGCAUCACACGGCUCGUCAACAACACAGAAUUGCAUUUCUGCCCAUCGCUUAACCCGGACGGAUACGCGAAUGCAAGCGAAGGUGACUGCGAGGGAGCCAGUCGAGACUCGGGUCGCUUUAACAGCCAUACUGUGGACUUGAACGGUAACUUCCCAGGUAGCGAAACCGACUUGACAACGGUGGCAGUGGGCAGAGAGCCGGAGACCUUAGCUAUCAUGAAAUGGUCAGUUCUCAAUCCUUUCGUUCUUUCGGGAAGUCUGCACAGCGGACUGGUCGUUGCCGUGUACCCGUAUGAUUUCCGCUCGCCCGAAGCGCCGAUGGACAGCCCCAACCUGACCCCCGAUGACGACGUGUUUCGACAUCUGGCGGGUACCUACGCGAGGACCCACAGUGACAUGUUUCGAAGCCCUCAGUGCCAGGAGUAUUUUGACGGCGGAAUCACCAACGGUGCCGAAUGGAUUCCUGUGUCAGGGAGCAUGCAGGAUUUCAGCUACAUCUACACAAAUUGCUAUGAAGUCACCCUAGAGAUAUCCUGUUGCAAGUAUCCAAUGGCAAACACGCUUGUCAGCGAAUGGGAAAAAAAUAAAAAUGCCCUCUUGAGCUACAUGGAACAGGUUCACAUGGGUGUGAAAGGAGUAGUAAAAGAAUUUGGCUCAGGCAAGGCUGUUCCUAAAGCUACGGUCAUCGUGCAAGGCAUCGACCACAACAUAACCACUACAGAAAGAGGAGAGUUUUGGAGGCUUCUGCUUCCUGGCCACUAUGCUCUCCAUGUGUCCAGCCCAGGGUAUGAGAGCACUGUGAGGCACAAUAUCACUGUGAUGACUGGAGCUGCGACAUGGGUAGAUGUCAUUCUCACACCGGUGCCAUCCACCUCCAAACCGCCCAAACAGCAUGCUCCUCUCGAUACAGACUUUGUGUUUCCCACCAAACCCGAGUUCAAGCACCACAGCCACGAGGAACUGGUUGCCAUCUUCACAAACGUUACCAAGAAAUGUCCCACCAUCACUCGACUCUUCAGCAUUGGCAAAUCUGUGGAGGACAGAGACCUCUACUUCCUUGAGAUUAGUGACAAUCCUGGUCAUCAUGAACCAGGUGAACCAGAGUUCAAGUAUAUUGCGAAUAUUCAUGGCAAUGAGGUGGUUGGUCGUGAAGCUGUUCUGCUGUUGGCACAGCUCCUCUGUGAGCAGUAUGGCAAGUCUCACCGCUUGACAACUCUUGUGAACAACACACGCAUCUUCCUAAUGGCCUCAAUGAACCCUGAUGGCUAUGAAAGGGCCAACCCCGGUGACUACAGCAGUGUAGUGGGCCGAUUCAAUGCUCACAAGGUUGACCUGAACCGCAACUUCCCUGACCAAUAUCAGCCUGAAAAGGCACAUAACCCACGAGAGCCCGAGACAAGGGCCAUGAUUAACUUCAUAGUGGCGCGGCCCAUAGUGCUGUCGGGCAGCCUGCACGGAGGUGCUCUGGUCGCCAACUACCCUUAUGAUGGCAACAAAGAGAAAGUGGAGCGCAUCUACAGUGCCACACCGGAUGACUCCCUCUUCCGGUACCUGGCUCGUGUCUACGCCCGGGCUCAUCCAACCAUGAGUCUAGGAAAGCCUUGUCCAAGAGGACCCAUGGAUGAUGCAUUCAAGGAUGGAAUCACAAACGGAGCAGCAUGGUACAAUGUCUAUGGUGGAAUGCAAGACUUCAACUAUCUGCACAGCAACAGUUAUGAGUUAACAAUUGAAAUGGGCUGCUAUAAGUACCCAGUUGCAUCUGAGUUGCCAAAAUAUUGGGAUGAACACAAGCAUGCACUUGUGGCCUUCAUGGAAAAGGUUCACCAGGGUGUGAAGGGAUUCGUCAAGGACGAGGAUGGGCUGCCAGUGCCCAAUGCCACAGUCCACGUUCUUGGCAUUUAUCAUGACGUACACUCGGCUGUGGACGGAGACUUCUGGCGUCUCCUCAUGCCUGCGACCUACUCUGUCCGAGCUUACGUUGAUGGUUUUCCUCUGCCAGUACAACGGGUAACUGUUGUGGAAGGCAAUGCAACGUGGGUAAAUUUCACCGUUGACCGCCGCUACGCCAAGUGGUCACGGGAGCACGACUUCCUUAUUGGUGAAAAUGGAGAACCCAAGUAUCUGGGUGCUGAUGAACUUACCAACCUGUUGAUGCAGCUGCGCCAAAACUACUCCGACAUUGUUGAGGUCAAGGACAGCUUUGGCCCACCUGGUGAAACUGCCCUCCAAUUCUGCGAAUCACGGUGCCGCAAAAAAAUGAAGCCAGAAGUUGUCCUCAUUGGAGGCCUGAAUGGAGGACGCCCUGCGGGAAGAGAGAUGUUGAUUCGCCUGGCCAGGCACCUUGUCACAGGCUACAAGUUGAGAUCUCAGCGCAUAGUUGACCUGCUGGAGAAAGUGGUGGUGCACAUCGUCCCCUCGGUGGACAAGGCAGGUUUUAGCCACUCCGAGGAGGGCAUAUGCGACUCUCAACUCUCGGAAGAGCUAAAUAUGGAGGACCACUUCGGCAGCGAGUUCAAUGGCCAGUUCCCCAUUGUGGAAGCCGUCAAAGAGGGUCUGGACGUGUCACACUAUGUGGCAGGUCUUGUCCUCGACACAGGAGGUGUUGGUGUCAGACUUCCUAAUUGCGCUAAUGAUACAAAUAGUGGCCUGCUGGACAACAUGACUAUGGAUGGCCUCAUAGCUGGCUUCCACAAGUACAUACCUCUGUCCAAGUGUGGAAAAGAGCUGAGACCUGUUCAAGAUGGCUCUUUGCUCCAUUAUGCCUACACCAAGCAUGGCACUCUAAUGGCAUCUGUGCUUCUGGAUUGCUGCGACUUCCCUGCCAGAAAGGAAAUUCCCAAACUUUGGAUGCACACACUGCACCCACUUCUUGAAUUCCUGGAGGCUGCAAAGACAAGCAUCCAUGGCAGUGUUACCGAUGAGUAUGGAACAACACUCACGAAGGCAACAGUCGGCGUACAUACAAGCAAACGUCCUAUCGAAACGACCAGCGGUGCUUUCUGUCUUGCUGUACCUCCUGGAAAGGUGGUGCUCACAGCGUCUGCUAGUGAGUUUGAGAUGAGGGUGGAGCGGGUGACGGUGUUGGCGGGCGAGGGGACCAGCCUCGUGCUGGUACUUGAGCCGGACACAUACGAGCGCAAGUACCACAGCUACACUGAGGCCCUGCAGCUGCUCAGAUACAUUGCCCACAAGUAUCCCAACACCACCUACCUCUACAGCCUGGGCAGCAGUGCAGGCGGGCGGGACCUGCCUGCCCUGGUGCUGGGUGCUACCCCCCGGGUGCACCGGCCGGGCGUCCCCGAGAUACGGCUGCAGGCCGGCCUGGCCGGGGGCUUCCAGCUGGCUGCCUCCGAGAUGCUCCUCCACUUGGCCCACACACUGGCCACCCGCUACAAGCACAACAGCCUCAUCACGCAGAUUAUGGCUUCUGCCAGAAUUCACAUCGCCCCAAUACUUGAUCCUGAUGGCAUCACCAACUCGUCUGUUGGAAAAUGUGAUGCAAAUGAAGCCACCCCUAGUGGCAGCAAUUUGUUCUAUAUGUUUGAUGGAAGCAGUUCACGUCCGGAGGUUCGAGCUGUGCAACAGUGGACACAACGGUACCACUUUGUCACUUCGCUCCACAUGUUGACUGGUGGCUUGGCACUAGCACUGCCCAGAGGUGCUGGUGCCAUCGACAUGGCAGUGCUCAGAAAAUUGGCCAAGACUUAUGCGUAUCACAAUGAUGACAUGCUUAACGGGGCCUUUGCCUGUGGGAAAAAGAGCUACAACUCAUCUGAUGGAAUUUUGUCCGAUUCAGCUGACCUAGGACACCUGAAUGGUUCUGUGAUGGACUUCAGCUACAGAGAGACUGGAACCUAUGAGACAGCAGCCUUCAUUUCCUGCUGUCCAGCACCUAACAUUAGCGAGUUUUCUGCUCUCUGGGUUCAGAACAAGCAGUCAAUACUCAACUACCUGCUCCAGGCCACGCAAGGGCUGGUAGGUUACGUGCGUACCAAGAGCCGCGAUCCCGUUUCUGGUGCUAACAUCAGCAUUGAGGGGCAGCCUCUGCAUAGGCCAAGUACCAAGCUAGGCGAGUUCUGGGUUCCAUUGGGAGAGGGAAGCUACCAGGUGGUGAUCAGCGCCCCCGACUUCUACACCAUGACCAAGAUUGUGGAAGUUUAUGCUGGUCGUAGCACAACGGUUGAGUUCCUUCUGCAAGAGAACAUUGUGAUUGCUGGCCUACCAAAACAUGUAUUUGUUGUUCUUACAGGUUCUCUGGUGCUGCUGCUGAUGGUGAGUGCCCUGUGUCUGUACACUGUGGUGAUGAGCCAGCGACAGCCUGAGAGAGCAGGCUUCAUGCCUGUGCAAAGCAAUGGGGGAACAUUGUUUGACGAUGACGACGAUGACGAUGGGAUAGGACAACAGAAGAGGCGCAAAAGUGCCAGCAACAGUGCCUCUGGUGGCGGUGUGCACAGCAAGUUGCUCAAGGCGGCAGAGUACCAUGAUGACACUUCCUCUGAGGAUGAAAUCUACAACACCCGCAACUGGAAAAGCAGCGCAAAGUCGAUCUAACCUGUGCUCAGGGCAUUGACGUUCGAAGACCCCCUUGUCACCAUCUCUCUGGUGCUGAUGGAGCUUCCAGACUACCAGUGUGCUCACCGAGGUGGCAGCAAGGAGCCUAACGAAAUGCCCGAAUGCCGCCUGCUCAGCUACCAUAGGCAGAGACUUUCUCCGUGAUUUUGACAGCCGGAUGCUUCCAGAGCUUUGCUGCAUUUUAAUAUUUACUUACUAUUGAAAGGAAGGAAGUGGAAGCAGUGUGGUGUGCAACCUUGGAGCCUGCUUGCACAAACAGUGAGAGAGGAAAUUGAACGGCGCAUGGUAAUGCAGAGCAAAAAUUUGCUGCAUGUACAGGUGCUUGCAUAAUAAGUAUUAAGCCACGAACUGCAUCCUAGAACUGGAAAGCUCUCUGCAUGCACCUCUAAAGUGCAGAGCGCAAAUUUUCUUUGCCAGUGGCAUGCUUAGGCUGUGUAAAAAUUUGGAUCUUCCGUGGCAUCACACAAUAAAAAAAGGGAAAGAAAACAAAAAAAGUCAGCAGCUGUACAUGUGUCUGCAGGUAUGGUGAAGAUAGCUUCCAUAUGUGGCAAUUGUCCUUUUGCUAAAUUAUUUUUGGAAGCAGGCUUCCAGGAACAGGUUGCUUGGGCAAAACCAAACAAAUAUGGUGCUUCUGGUUUCAUUCCAUCUGCUGCCAUAAACACACUACAAGCACGGUGCACGCGAGGGGGUCAGGUGAAUGGACACGAAACUGAGCACUGCCAGUACUUCAGCAGAGGUUUAAGCCCUGGACAUUGUUGUUUUCCAGAGAACUAGUGACAAGCACUUACGCAGCCAUGAUACCUUAACUGAAUGACAGUGGCAAGAGAAUUCUGUUGUGUACUGGUAAUGAACAGCUGUAAAUUGAAUUGUGUAGGUUUAUGUUGAACAAACAAGUGUAUUAGAUCAGUUUCCGACAUUUGAAUAUACAGCUGUCAACAAUUCAUACCAAGGUUGUUUGGGAAGUGUUGGCAUAUUUUAACACUUUUUACAAUGGUGCAAUCACUUUUAUUUGUAACCUUGUUUUACACUCCUUCCUCUGUAUUUUUGGACCUGUGCUACUUUUUGAUGAUGGUUAGCAGCAACUUGACUUUACUGCUAGCUGGUGAGGCCAUUGUGAUGAUACUAACUGGGGGAGCCACCUCUGUGGCACUGCUUCUUUCACAUCUAUAUGCCUGUAGGAGAAUUUGUUGGGUGAUGUUUCAGAGCAGCCGCACUCCAUUCCACGUGAUAUAGCAUCUAAUAUAUUUGAGACACUUGUGCAACUAAAGCAAAAUUUCCAGUUAUUGUGUAUCCAGUGGAGUGCUUGACUGUGUACAUAGAAAGUUGUGCAUGUCUGCACAUCAUAUGUGCAGCAAAAGCAAAAAAGAAAAAAAGAAAAAAAAAACACAUUUUACAAUGUUUUAGUGAACAGUUACAAUAUGUGCAGUGGCCUUAUUUCAGUGUACGACUACUGUGAUUGCACCCACUCCCAAGAAUGGUUCCUGCUAGGAGCAUAUUUGUUGAGGUUUCCUUGUACACGUUAUCAGCCAGACUUCUGUCUAUUAAGUCAGCGGAAUGAGUUCUUUGGCUUUGUUGUGCAAAUUUUGUAGACCAUAUGCAUAUUUUCAUGUAGGCCAUAUUCUGCAGUGUAUAUUGUGAAAUAGUCAAACCUUGAUAUAAUGAAGUAUUUAACUUUGUGUAAGUUUUUUUUCCCAUAGAACACUAUGUAGUUAGAAUCUCAAUAUAAUGAAGUGUGUUUAUACACAAUUUCAUUAUAAUGAAAUUUCAAUGUCGCUGCGAAGGAAUACCAAGGAAUACAGAGACAAUAAAUGGAAACUCACAGGGACGCAGAUGAUCAAAUUACAACCGGCUGUUUGCGAACGCAUGUCUCAAAUUGCGUGGCAUGCAAUCAAGAGCGACCACUGAAGCGUAGCAGUGUCAUGUUUCGUAUAAGUCCAACUGCUAUUAGAUCCUAUCGCAUCCUGCGCUGUAUGCUUUAAGUGCAAGUUAAGUGUGCGUGGGUGAGCCGAGUAGAAUGGUGUUUUGACGAGUGCCUUCUUUGCGUGCGAGCAAGGUAACGGUAAUGCGCCCAAGCCCGCAUGAGGGGCUGUUCAAACGCAACCCAGAUGCCGUUUUAGAGGUAAUCUGCCCCAUGUGAGAAAAGUGGGCGUGCCGAGAUGGCGUGUCAUCAUAUACUGGAGGUUGCGUAAUCUUGAGUUUAGGAUUUCUUGAAGUGAGGCGAAGGUGAAGCAUUAGCUUCCCACUGCUGCCGCUUCUCACAAUAGUGUCAUUCCACUGCAGACAACGCUAUCAGCCACGGAGCAAAGGCGUAGCUGGCUUCACUUCGUAGUGCCGACCGAUGUGAAGAUAUCCUCGACAUGGCAUGAAAUUUCACAACCGCUUCAGUGUAAUAAAAAUCCAUCGGCGACUGUACUUAGUCGUUUAAAAGGUCAAUUUUCAGUAUAACGAAGCAUGUUGCCGAUUUUACUGACUUCAUUAUAUUGAGGUUUAAAUGUACUGUAUUUGCAUGAAUAUAAGACAGCCGUGAAUACGAGGGGGGUCAUUUGACAACUUCCGAAGAUUAAAAAAAUUAUUGCAGUUGGUUGCAUUGCUGUAGUUGAGCUUUUAACUAAAAUUAAUGUUUUACCACUGCGUGAUAUUUGCUGUACCGGAGCUACAUUGUGACAAUAGAUCACCACUUGCAUAACACAUUUUGACAAAACAUGACACAUGGCAAUGAGGGGGGUUGGACCCCCCCCCCCCCCCUGGCUACGCCAAUAACAAGCGUGCAUUAAGCUAUUGGACUGCUCUGAGUGGGUCUUCGCUUUUGUGCACUUGCAUCUAUGCAAGUGUGCAAUUGCCUUUAGAAAGUGUGAGGUUUUCGUUUCUGCAAAACUCAUUUGCCUGGUGGUUGAGCUCACUGCAUUUAGUAGUGCUAGUUGCACAGCCGUGCUUUCUCAGCUCAGUAAGUACACACACACAUACAAAGGCUGUUAUAUUCAUGUAACUGCAGUACUAAUGCACAACCACUUGAGUUAGCUAUUAUUGUACAAUUAAGUUCUGUAUUUGAUUCUGGCCAGGUUUUUUAAGUUGUGCUUGACUUCAUUGUGCUAUGGUCAUGUCAAAGUUCAGCCCCAAUACAGGCUGCAUAAUAACCAUAGAUUACACUUAAUUACCAUGUAAUGCCUCACCAUGCCCAUUCAAAUAGUGCCAAAGCCAAAGGGUCAUUUUUGCUGAAUCUAACUUGUCCUAUUUUCUGUAUUUUAUAUGAGACGCUCAAACACUUUAUGUAUAGGGGUUGACAUGGUCCUAUGUGAAAUGCACAUAACUAUUGAGCGAGUUAGUUUUCAUACAGCAAAUAGCCAUAUUGGCCAGUAAUCCAAUUUUUUGGGUUGGGUUGUGCUGUUGGGGAGGUUGCACGUCUUUCAAGCGUACUUAGCAAACUGUACUGUUGUCAUGUUGCAUGUUACAUAGAAAAAUUUCCAGACACAUACAUCCUAAAGCAACCAAAGUUCAUGCAUAACGCCCAAUGGUGUCUUUCUCUUAGUUUGCCUCACUCUGCUGCUCAGUCACGAGACUUGUUCAAAUGUUACCCAGUCUGUUUUACCCGGGAUGUACCGCACAUCAAGUAUGUAACAGAAGAUUGUCUAUUGUGGGAUGUGUGUGUGCAAGUGUGUACAUGUUACUUGUUUUGGGAGCAGUCUAUUCACAGGAUCUUGACAGAGCUUUCCAUUGUAGUGCUUGCAGAUGUGAGAAACAGAAUGCUGUGUAGAGAUUGCUGCAUACAGUCCAUUUGUACACUGUUUCCCUGUACCUAGCAGGGGCGAAGGACAGCAAUAGUUUUAGUGCAAUAGCUGCUGCCUUAUAAGGCAGCCUGUUGUAUAUUUAACUUCAGGAAUUUGGUGUGGGAGCUGCAAAUGCAUUACUAUAAGGUCCUUGAGCAAUUAAACAAAAUUUUAAAGUUCAGUUUGCAUACACUGAAUGGCAGCUGUCCUCUGCUAGCAUUUCAGCUUCACACAUCUACUACUGCACCCACCCUGUGUCAUUGUCAUGUCUUCCAAGAAACAAAGUUGAACACAUUGUUGACAUUCAUUUCCUCUUGUAACAACAACAAAAAAAAGAACUAAGUGUGCUCAGACGAGGAAAAAUUGCAACUACUCUCCUCUAGUCAUUCUCAUGCAGAAAUAAAGAGAAUCAAAACACCUUC